Fonsecaea multimorphosa CBS 102226 is the source of this 1527-nucleotide messenger RNA. RefSeq lists its product as uncharacterized. Gene Ontology annotation, biological process: transmembrane transport. NCBI's taxonomy places the organism in Eukaryota, Fungi, Ascomycota, Eurotiomycetes, Chaetothyriales, Herpotrichiellaceae. The record is from RefSeq and is a predicted model, not a curated record. Gene Ontology annotation, molecular function: transmembrane transporter activity. The coding region runs from base 1 to 1527 and encodes 508 amino acids. The transcript has a single exon.
AUGGAGCCCAAAGAAGUAGAAGGUGGCUCGACGCCCAUCAGCGAGGCAGUAACUGUCCCAUAUACAGUCUUCGGGACAAAUCAAAAACGGCUGCUCAUUGCGCUGCUUGGAUUUGCUACCAUUACUUCUCCGCUGACGGCCACGAUAUAUUUUCCUCUUCUGCCUCUUCUAAGAGAGCAUUUUCACACCACGUCGCAGGCUAUCAACCAGACACUCACGAUCUAUAUCAUCUUCCAGGCGAUCUCACCGGCGAUAUUCGGACCCUUGUCGGACUCUGUGGGCCGGAGACCGUCAUAUCUAUUCACACUGUCGCUCUACAUGGCGGCGAACUUGGGCUUAGCCCUGAACAAGAACCACUACGGUAUUUUGCUGGGCCUAAGGGCGAUACAGAGCCUUGGUGCAAGUGCAGCUUACGCCAUCAGCUUUGGCGUUAUCGCUCAUGUCUGUGUGCCAAGCGAAAGGGGGAGGAUGCUGGGACCGGUCAGCAUGGCGUUGAACCUGGGCGCUUGUAUUGGGCCCGUGGUCGGCGGAUGGGUCGCAUAUUCCAGCGGCAGCUUUGCAUGGAUCUUUUGGACACUGGUCAUUGUCGGAGGGUUGCUGUUAUUCUUGGUCGGGACCUUCUUGCCGGAGACGGCUCGAUCGCUUGUGGGCAAUGGCGAGAAGAGAGCGGGCCUACCAGUCUGGGAAUGGACAUGGCUGCGUAUUAUCAUGCGGCUCACCUCGAUCUAUCUGCCGAGGAAGAAUCCAGAACACACGCGUGGGGCCGGGCGUGGAUCGUCGCGAGGACAGCUGGACCAGGAGAAACCGUCAACCUACCCGGCGCUCCUCUCACGGCUGCAGGUAGGCAACCCGCUGACCUGCCUGCGGAUCAUCUUCCACCUCGAUACCUUCUUCGUGCUCUGGAUGCAUGGAUCGUUCUACACGGUGGACUACUCGCUAGUCGCCGCAAUCCCGGACAUAUACAAACAGAUCUAUCACUUCAACGAGUUGCAGAUUGGGCUGACCUAUCUACCGCGCGGCAUCGGGAUCAUCGUGGGUGGUUACUGCAUCGGCAAGGUCAUGGACUUCAACUACAAAGCCACGGCCAAGAAGAUCAAUUGGAAUAUCGACCGUGUGUCAGGCGACGACUUGGGAGAGUUUCCGAUCGAACGGGCUCGGGCCCGCGGCAGCGGCUGGCUGUUGCUCGUUUCCACAUGCGGCCUCAUUGGAUACGGCUGGGCUGUACAUUAUCAUGUCCACGUGUCAGUCUUGCUGAUCUUGCAGUUCAUGCAAGGAUUCUGGGGCACGUGCUUCUACACGGUCUACAAUACGUUGCUGGUGGAUGUAUUCUCACAGAGUCCGAGCACGGCAGCGGCCGCUGCGAGCAUCACGCGCUGCGCCAUGGCGGCCGCAGGCGUCGCAGUGUUGCAGCCUCUGCUCGACGCCGCAGGUAGAGGUUGGUAUUUCACAGUCUUGGGCUUGUGGAGCGGCAGUUUUGGCGGAGUGGCGCUGUGGUGUACAGUAGGGAGCAAAAAUCCAAAAAAUUAG